Molecule: messenger RNA, 612 nt
Organism: Schistosoma rodhaini
Lineage: Eukaryota; Metazoa; Platyhelminthes; Trematoda; Strigeidida; Schistosomatidae
Source: the annotation of a GenBank genome assembly
CCCUGAGACAGCAUGUCCAAACAGUGACUUCUUCAGUUCUCAUCAAGACGAUGUCAUGUUUAAUGCUCAUGAAAUUGUCGCAGCAACCGCCUACGAAGAAACGGGGAACCAAUCAAGCAGUACACCGAAUGCAGCUGCGCCAAGUGAAGCUCAUUAUUCUUCAGAAGUUUCUGGCGAACUUAAUGAUCGAGAUUCUCACAUUUUACCGGAAGAUAUGUCACAUGUAUCAAAUGAUAAUCUAGGACCUAUUGUAAUUCUGAUGGAUGCUGAUUAUCAUAAUGAUCCACUAUCUACCAGUGAUGUUCCCACUAAAUUUAAUGACUACAUUUCGGCAGAAUCAAACUCUGACCUCACAUCAAGUGUUGUCAAUCCUCACCAUCCAGUCAGUUCUAGCAGAUUCGCCAUGGAAUGCAGGAAAUUUGUUAUAAAUAGAGUCACAAUAAAUGUAACUUUGGAGUAUGAGGAUCCAACGUUAUUUCGUCGGGGAGGAUAUGUCUGAGAAAUUUAACAUCCGGAUAUCAACUCCGGAUUUUUCAAAAAAAGGGAAUGUGUUAUGUCCCAAUAACAAUAGCGAAUGGUAACUUCUAGAACUAUUUAUGGGCCAAUAUGAUA